AUUUUUUCUAAAGAAGAUAAACAACAACAACAACAACAACGACCGACAAAAAAAAAAGGAAGAAAGAGAGGAACCAUUUUUUGAAGACUUCAGAAAUACUAGAUAUUUCGAAAGAUGGAGUUCAAGUUCAACGUCAAUAAACUUCUACCAAGGAAAAUUAACAAGGUUACUCAUAUUCUCAUACCGGAAGAUUUUAAAGGAGAUCGUCGUGAACUAAACGAAUGUCAACGGCAAUUAAGUAAAAUUUUGGACGACAUGGGAGAAGCUUCUGCUAAGGCUCAAGGAUUGAGUAAAUCAAUAACAAGUGCUGUUAAACUUCGUGACACAGAUCACAUUGUUUAUCUUUUCGUAGACAACGAAGCGAACAACAACCUGGGAAGCGUGGUAGGGUUGCUGAAAACUGGAUCAAAGAAUUUGUUCAUGUUCGAUGAAACGGGAGCGAAUUAUCAGUUGAGACCACGGUGUAUCUUGGAUUUUUAUAUUCAUGAAUCCCGACAGCGUAUGGGACUUGGAAAUAUUCUUUAUCAGUACAUGCUGUCCGAAGAAAAUAUUAGGCCAGUGAAAUUGGCGAUUGACCGACCUUCGGAGAAAUUUCUUGCCUUUCUACAAAAACAUUAUGGAUUGACGAAAAUCAUUACGCAGAAUAAUAAAUUCGUUGUGUUCCAAGGAUUUUUCGAUGACGAAAUUCAAGAUGUCAGAGCUAAUAGAUACAGUUUACCACCAAGACAUUCUUUUGAUAUCGGCACACCACCAAAUAAUAAUGCAGCAAAAAGUAAUAGUACGAAUGGUAUACCGUAUGUUUCUACAGUUACUCGUAGUUCUUACGGUAGAUACGCUGCUGGACGACCGCCAUGUUCAAUGGCAAACAUAAUCCAUAAUACCGCGAUGCUUGGUCAAUCAAUUGAACGUACAGGCGAGGACAUUAUCUCUUCUCCUAUUACAACAAAACUGGAACGACCACGAUCUUUAAGCUUGUAUUCGGAGGAAGAUCAAAAGCAACAUACAAAUGAAUUACCAAUUAUAUCAACGACAGUUGUUCCUAAUAAUGAAGCAACAUCAUUCGCUCCUGUUAUAAUAGAAACUGAAAAAACUGUUAAACCAUCCCCUUCGUGCAGCCAAGAAGUAACUGGAAACAAUCAGCACGGUCAUCUUGAUCUUAAAUUUUAUCAUUCACCGUUGUGGUAAAGAAAGAAAAAAAAAAAAGAGGAACGUUUAUAAAUGACAUUUAUCAGAAACAAGAUAGAAAUAAAGAAUUUGAUGCUACGGUAAUAAUUCCCGUUCAAAUGCUUCUUAAUACGUAUUAUGUUAAAAAAAAAAAAAAAAAAAAAAAAGCAUUGCGUUUUUAUGACAAAACUUUUUCUCGCGUGAUUUUUCCUUUUAAUUGUUUAUUUAUAUUUUUAUCUCUUUAUGAUCAUUACUUUUUUUUUUCAAGAUUCUUAUACACACACAUACACACACAUAUGCUUUUAAAUAUACUUAAUUAGUUUAGUACUUAAUUUUUAUUGUAAUAAUUGCAUAUACAGUAUUAAUAUCAUAUUAGUUUAAUACUCUAUCAAUACAGAGUACAAUAAUAGAUGCAUCAAAAAAUUGAUACUAAAUUGUAGAAUUUAUAAGAAUAGUGGCAGACUAGUUUUUAACAAAUGAUAAAAAUUAAACCUAUUAAAUCAGGACUAGGAUUUAAUUAUAUAAAUUCUAUACUGACACCGAGAUAAAUAUCUAGUCAUAAUAUAUAGGGUAUAUAAUUUACAGUCUCAUAUUAUGAAAUAUUUUUAUUACUUUUUGUCCACGUAUGUAGAUAAUGAAUUAAAUAAAAAAGAAAAAGAAAAAAAAAAAGAAAGAAAUUCGUUAUGGUAGAGAAUAAUUUGACAAAACUAAAGAAUCAUAUAAUUUCCUUAAGAAGAACACUUGUCAAUCAUAAAAAAAACACAUAUAUAUAUAUCGAAUUGUAACAGAGAAUUUGUAAAAAAAAAAAAAAAAAAAAAAAAGAAAGAAGAAACGAAAAAAGAAAUGGUUCAUUAGAAAAGCAUAACAAAUAGAAUAUUUAAAGGUCAAUUAAUUCAUACGUCAUCUAUUUUUUCGUUUGUAAUCCAAGUAACUAAAUUUAUACAUGUAUCUUGACUUAAAUACAUGUAACCAAUAAUCAUUCCUUCAA
Vespa velutina is the source of this 2152-nucleotide messenger RNA. Its product is annotated as alpha-tubulin N-acetyltransferase-like. Gene Ontology annotation, molecular function: tubulin N-acetyltransferase activity. The transcript is spliced from 9 exons. The record is from RefSeq and is a predicted model, not a curated record. NCBI's taxonomy places the organism in Eukaryota, Metazoa, Arthropoda, Insecta, Hymenoptera, Vespidae. Gene Ontology annotation, cellular component: microtubule. Gene Ontology annotation, biological process: alpha-tubulin acetylation. The coding region runs from base 115 to 1185 and encodes 356 amino acids.